AUGGCGCGUAUAAGACCUGGAGCGCUGGCCAUUCUUGUGGCCCUUCUUUCCUCAUGGUCGUGUUUAGUACUUGGGUUUGCCAUCGACGUGCCGGGAUACAAUAGUCAGGUGGCCAGACGUGCUGACCCAAACUUGGCUGGGUACUUGGGGGUGUUCUUCCUUGGGGCCGACCCUUAUGUGUACUUCUACCUCAGCAAUGGCAACGACCCUCUCUCCUUCAGGGCUCUGAACCGCGGUUCACCCGUCAUAAGGCCGACCAAAGGGACUGGGGGUGUUCGGGACCCCACCAUCAUCCCCGGGGGUGGAAGUGAGGCCGGCAAGAAGUGGUACAUAAUAGGGACCGACUUGAACAUUGGGAAGUACCCGACCUCGGACCCCCGGCACACCGGCUCGCCCUCCAACAUCCGCAUCCGCUACGCCUACACAAACGACUUCCAAACCUUCAGCGCCCCGCAAACCCUCAUCGACAAGAACCCCACCAACAUCAUCGACCUGAACUUCGUCCCCCUCAACGGCACCGACUCGACCUCCUUCCUCCGCUUCAUGAAGGACGAGACGCGCAAGGCUGUCUUCGUCGAAGUCUCCGAGAACGGCCUCUUCGGCAGCUGGACCCGGCCCGGCGGCGACAGCGCCAUCAUCCAACAAGGGGUCGAGGGCCCCGCCGCGUACCUGGACAACACGAACCCUGGGAAGGUGCACCUGCUGCUGGACUUUUAUGGCGAUGAUGGGUAUCGCCCGUUUGAGAGCACCAACCCGAAGAGCAACAACGGGUGGACGGCGAGUAACAGGGGCGCGUUUCCGAGGAAUCUGAGGCAUGGGAGUGUGUUGCCCGUGGGGAGUGCAAACUAUCAGGCGCUGGGGGCGAAGUGGGGAUAG
This is a messenger RNA of Chaetomium globosum CBS 148.51, 876 nucleotides long. RefSeq lists its product as uncharacterized. Bases 1 to 876 code for a protein of 291 amino acids. Lineage: Eukaryota; Fungi; Ascomycota; Sordariomycetes; Sordariales; Chaetomiaceae. The transcript is spliced from 2 exons. The record is from RefSeq and is a predicted model, not a curated record.